Suillus fuscotomentosus is the source of this 1179-nucleotide messenger RNA. RefSeq lists its product as uncharacterized. The transcript has 8 exons. Bases 1 to 1179 code for a protein of 392 amino acids. The record is from RefSeq and is a predicted model, not a curated record. NCBI's taxonomy places the organism in Eukaryota, Fungi, Basidiomycota, Agaricomycetes, Boletales, Suillaceae.
AUGUCUGCAUCUGAAAAUGAGCCAGGUGGCCCUCCAGACGGCUCUUUAUGUGUCCCCACGUCUCCUCAUGCAAGGGCAAAGCGAAGAAUUGCCAGCUUGAUGAGCGAGGUUGAAAUUUUGAAGCAGGACAAGGCGACAAAACAUAGGAAGACAACUUAUUAUAUCUCUCAGGGGCGAGCAAUCCGUCGCAUGGUUGUCUUGUACGCAUCCAUAGACGACCUAAUCGCCGAAAACGACCGGCAUUGUGAAGGCUGCGACUCCAGUAACUUGGAACAGGACCGACUUCAGCGUGGUUAUAUAGAACUCACCAAGGCAUUACCAUGGGUCCACGAGAAGCUGGCAAACCUUGACCAUGACGAUUCGGAAGACAUGCGCAGAAAGCUCAAGCGGGGCGCGGACUCAGCCCGCGGCGAUGACACAGGUACUCUUAAAGAGCUUGUGGCUUCUUGGGUUAACGACGAAUUCCAUCCCACUCCACUCAUCAAGACCAGUGACAAGCACUAUCGAGGAUUCAUGAACAACGCCUGCAGUAAACUACUUUGUCCCGCGGAAUGGUCCUGGGAGGAUUCAGCGGUCAAAGCUGGAGUUCGUGACUGUACCACUGCUUUCAUUGUGUCCGAGAACUUGUGGCCUCUAUUUAUGUAUCAAAACUACGAAGCUAAUUCUGGGGAUUUGGAGCGCAAUCUCAUGAAGUCGAAGCUGUUAGUUAUGGGGUUCAAGGCCAUAUUUACCUCCCCCUCCUCCGCCGAUGAAGCGGAUGGUGACGGUGACGGUGCUGAUAUCAUCGAGAAUAACUGUCAUGCCCGUAGACAAUUAGAUCAAGUCAAGGUAAAAACAUGUGUCGCCUCUAUCAUAGGCAUGAGGAAGGUGACUCCUCGCACCAUCACAUAUACAGCUUGCCAGAUCCGAUUCGCUCUUUCUAGCAUUACCUCGUGGCGCACAGUGGAUGGAGAUUUCGACUAUGAGAUAUUCUGGAAUAAUAUUGUGGACUUCUUCGAAAAUGCUCCGGGCCCAGCUGCGCGAGCUAGGCUGAACGGCCUUCUUGAGCGGUGGACUAGAAAAGUUUUCGGAAGAAACCAUCGGCAGGAUUUGACGCCGGACGUCAUUUCCAAAAUGUCCGUCAAUGUUCUUGCUGCCCAGAGACAGCAAAUGGAAGACUCUGCGUUUGACUCCGACUAG